Cylicostephanus goldi is the source of this 606-nucleotide messenger RNA. NCBI's taxonomy places the organism in Eukaryota, Metazoa, Nematoda, Chromadorea, Rhabditida, Strongylidae. The record is from the annotation of a GenBank genome assembly.
AUGUUACUUGUUGAUUUCAGUGUGAGCGCUUUGCAAGCGAAGAUCUUGGAACUGAAGCUCAAGUUGGAAGUCUAUGCUGAUGUCGGAGCAGAUGUCAGAGAUAAAGCUGAGCUGUUAGUACGGGAGCGACGUUUGAAGAGGGAAAAUGAAAGACUCAUACAUCAGAUCAAAAGGUUAGGCAAUAUCGAAAGGAAGGAGAGAAUGCGUUAUUUCGAGAUGGAUGCGAACAGGCUCUUUGCGCAGAAAGAUAGUGAAAUAGAGAGGCUGAAGCGCGAAGUAGCCAUGCUGAAAGAUACCGAAGCAUCCCUUAUGUUGGAUCUUGACAACACUGGCUCUGCUUUGGAAGAGCUUCAGGAGCAAAACGCCAAGCUCAUUUCCUUACAAAAGGAAAAUGAUGAGGGUCAUAUAAAGAUGAUGAAUGACCGUAUCAUAGCCACUCAACUGCAGGUUAAGAUUAAGGAGGAGAUGGCGCAUCUAGAGUCCCAGGUUAACAACUUGACCAGACAGAUAGCUGCAUUGCAAUGUGAAAAAGAAUCACAAAAUGAAGCAUUGAGGCUGGCACUGGAGACAAUAGGUGUCAAGACAAAGGAGAAUGUGUACGCUUGA